AUGAUCGAUCCAGUUCACGAAAUCGUUCAGUGCCUUUUACCGUCCAAUGCCGUUGCACUCAAGCCUCGUUCAUUGAGAAGCAUUUGUCAGAAAUUACCAUACUUGAAAGAUACCAUCGACCUCAACAAGCUUGAUAUGGAGUGGAGACAACAUGCACUUGAGCCAAAGGCAAAGCCUGAACUUCACUGGGAUGAAUACUGGUUAAACAUACGGGACACAACGACCCCAACAGGCGAAGCAAAAUAUCCACUGUUGAUGGCAUUUGUUAGUAUUCUGGCUUCACUACCGUUUUGAAAUGUAUCUGUUGAAAGAAUUUUUAGCCAACUUAAGCUGGUUAAAACGGAUCAGAGAAAUUCUUUGAAAUCGACGUCAUUGGUUUCCUUACUUCAGGCGAAGAUGAGAAUGAAGAAUGAGCACUUAACUGCUGCCAGCUUAAAAGUUCAUAAAGGAAUGUUGGAACUAGCAUCCAAGAUGAAGUCAUACGCCACUGACGAAGAAACAAAGGAAUUAAGAAAAUAA
Messenger RNA from Paramuricea clavata, 519 nucleotides. The record is from the annotation of a GenBank genome assembly. NCBI's taxonomy places the organism in Eukaryota, Metazoa, Cnidaria, Anthozoa, Malacalcyonacea, Plexauridae.